CUUCUCUCCUUCAUUUGCUCAUCACCGCUCAUCAAUCUUUUCUUUCUUUCCAUCACUCCUGCCUUUGAACUGGAGGGUGAAACUGCAACCACCCAUCACACUAACUCUGCAAACAAUGGUGCUAAUGAUAAUCAAAUUGGGUUCAAAUCAAGGGUUUCAGUUAUUGGUAGUGGCAGUUGGGGAAGUGUUGCUGCUAAACUCGUUGCUUUCAACACUCUCAACCUCAGCUCUUUUCAUGAUGAAGUAAAGAUGUGGGUAUUUGAGGAGACAUUGCAAAGUGGUAAGAAGCUCACAGAUGCCAUUAACCGCACUAAUGAGAAUGUUAAAUAUCUCCCUGGUAUUAAGCUGGGUAAAAAUGUCAUUGGAGAUCCAGACCUUGACAAUGCAGUUAAAGGUGCAAACAUCAUGGUUUUUGUCACCCCCCAUCAAUUUAUAGACAAUAUAUGCAAGAGCCUUGUGGGUAAAGUGAGGAGUGAUGCCGAGGCUAUUUCUCUUAUUAAAGGGAUGGAGGUCAAGAUUGAAGGCCCUUGCUUGAUCUCAACUUAUAUUUCCGAGCAGCUUGGCAUCAAUUGUUCCGUUCUGAUGGGGGCAAAUCUUGCGAGUGAGAUUGCUGAGGAGAAAUUCAGUGAAGCAACAGUCGGGUAUGGAAAAAAUAGAGAAAUUGCAGAACAAUGGGUUCAAUUAUUUACUACCCCUUAUUUCAUGGUUACUCCUGUGCAGGAUGUGGAAGGGGUUGAACUAUGUGGCACUUUGAAGAACGUUGUGGCCAUAGCAGCUGGUUUUGUGGAUGGACUUGACAUGGGAAAUAACACGAAGGCUGCGAUUAUAAGAUUUGGUCUGAGAGAGAUGAGAGAGUUCUGCAAGCUGUUAUUUUCAUCCGUUAAGGAUGAUACCUUCUUUGAAAGCUGUGGAGUUGCUGAUGUUAUCACAACAUGCUUCGGGGGAAGAAACAGAAAAGUUGCCGAGGCAUUUGCUAAGAAUGGAGGAAAAAGAUCAUUCGAUGAGCUUGAGGCUGAGAUGCUGCAGGGCCAGAAAUUACAGGGGGUACCAACGGCACGAGAGGUCUAUGAAGUUUUAAGGCACCGGGGAUUGUUAGAGUUGUUUCCUCUGUUUGCAACAGUGCACGAGAUCUGUAGUGGUUGUCUUCCACCAUCAGCCAUAGUUAUAUAUAGUGAGAAGAAACCAAGAUUGCCUGUCUGAGGACUCUGUACAUUGCCAUGGAUAAGACUAAAAUCUACCUCAAGUAGCUUCCUUCAUUUGCUCAUCAGUCAGUAAGCAUAACUGAGAAGAUCAAAAGCUUCGGUAUCUGAGAAGAUCACUUCAAGUAAAAUGGGUUUGACUGCUACAGUUUAGGAUGGUAGGAAGCUUUUAGGUUAACUCUAAAAGACUUUUGACACUUGCGAAGGGUUGCAAAUCUGGUUUUUACCACUGGUUGUUCUCUUAAGAUGAUUAAUGCCAUGUAGCCUGCAUAAUAAUCAGCUUACUGUUGAAUCGAAAAACCAAAGCUUUUACCAA
This is a messenger RNA of Gossypium arboreum, 1515 nucleotides long. Its product is annotated as glycerol-3-phosphate dehydrogenase [NAD(+)]-like. The annotation marks the transcript as partial. NCBI's taxonomy places the organism in Eukaryota, Viridiplantae, Streptophyta, Magnoliopsida, Malvales, Malvaceae. The transcript has 11 exons. Gene Ontology annotation, cellular component: glycerol-3-phosphate dehydrogenase (FAD) complex; cytosol. Gene Ontology annotation, molecular function: NAD binding; glycerol-3-phosphate dehydrogenase [NAD(P)+] activity; protein homodimerization activity. Gene Ontology annotation, biological process: carbohydrate metabolic process; glycerol-3-phosphate catabolic process. The record is from RefSeq and is a predicted model, not a curated record.